This is a messenger RNA of Tuber aestivum (summer truffle), 1639 nucleotides long. NCBI's taxonomy places the organism in Eukaryota, Fungi, Ascomycota, Pezizomycetes, Pezizales, Tuberaceae. The record is from the annotation of a GenBank genome assembly.
CUUCCUUACUAUAUCUAAACGGGAAAUUGCAAGAAUCAAGUUCUGCAUUCGGGGAUGCUGUCAACUUGAUGCCCAGUGUCAAUCUACGAUUCUUGAAGCGGGACGACCAACAGCACACACUUUUAGAACUUUCCGGGGUAGUGCCAAGUGCUGCUUCUAUGGCACUUCGGGCUGGCAGAGCGGCAUAUGACAGCCUUAAGCUACUGGAGCUUGGCCGCGGAAUAAUCACGGGUUUUACAAUUGACUCAAGGUCCGAAGUUUCUGAUCUAGAAACUGAUCAUCCGCAUGAAUACGCCCAAUUUCACAGCCUCCGAGUUGAGAUUGACUCGCCACCCGAGGCGACCAACUCCGUAGGAAGGGAAACACGGGAUUGUGCUGUAUCUAGACGCUGGGAGGAUGUCAAUGAGAUGGAAAUGAUUCUAAAUCGCAUCCGGACGUUUCCUGGCUACAGAGGGUUCCUACUUCCACCCCCCCCCCUGAGUCCCUGAUGAAUAUGGCAAACAAUGGCCCAAUUGUUGUCUUCAAUUGCACCCCUUAUGGGAGCGACGCCAUCAUUGUCACCAAAGCAGGUAUAACCUCGUUAGAACUUCCAAAAUUGACAUAUAGUGAAACAAGCCACUGGAUGGCGCAAUUGGCUAGUUUCGGGGGAGGGGGUUUGAUUAAACAUGGUCAGGACAAUAGAAAAAUGAAAGACCUCCAAAUUUGGCUAUGGGAUGCCGCUGUUGGACCCGUUUUUGACGACCUUGAGCGCAGCGCGAUCAUUACCGGUGCGGGCGUUUCUAACACUACUUUGAAGCGGAUUUGGUGGAUCGGGGUAGGCCAAUUGAGCAUGGCACCUUUCCAUGCGGCCGGGGACCAUUCGUGAGGGUCAACCCAUAAUACUUUAAGUAGAGUGAUGUCUACAUAUACCCCUACAAUCAAAGCCCUAAGCUACGCGCGCCAGACACAACUCCACUUAUUUGAUGAACCUAGUGCCUCGUUCUCGGGGGAUUGCUCCAAGAAAUCCAAAAUUCUUACCCAACGGAAUCCGUCCUUACUUCUUAUUCCCAUGCCGAAAACACCGGGGCAGCUACCUCUACCAGGUGUCAAUAGAGAAGUUCAAUAUAUAUCUGAUUCAGCUGCCAAAAAUUCAGUUAAGGCCAAAGUAUUGAACCGCCCAACCCCAGCCAAAGUCCUCCGUCAGGCUCAGAGCCAUGACAUUGUCCAUUUCGCCUGUCACGGAAUGUGGGACAUCAACCCUUCAGACGGCUGCUUGAUCCUAUUUGCUCCAGAGGGAGAUGCCGCGGACAAACUGAUGCCUCGAGAUAUAUCCAAUAUGGCUGCACAGAAUGCACAGAUCGCCUAUCUCUCGGCCUGCUCCUCCGCCAAAAACCCUUCUACUAAAUUAGCGGAUGAGGUCAUACAUCUUGCUAGCGCAUUCCAGCUUGCGGGAUUCAGCCAUACACUCGCAAACUUGUGGGAAACAGAUGACCAUGCUUCCAGUGAAGUGGCAAGAGACUUCUACACCUUCCUUUUCCAAAACCGAGAGCACACCGAUAGGCACCUACGAGUCUCUGCCGCUUUCCAUCAAGCUGUGAAAAACUGCCGGGACAAGAAUCCUUACGAUUUUCUUACGUGGGCCCCUUUCGUGCAUAUGGGA